Messenger RNA from Dovyalis caffra, 1182 nucleotides. Lineage: Eukaryota; Viridiplantae; Streptophyta; Magnoliopsida; Malpighiales; Salicaceae. The record is from the annotation of a GenBank genome assembly.
AUGGCUGGAGUCCUCAACGUCUCUAAAUUUCCUUCCCUCUGUUCAGUUCCUGGCAACCGUAGAACAGCCAAGAAGGGAUUUCCUAUCAUUAGAGCUGCCUCAGAGACCCCUACUUCUUCUACUUCUUUUACUGCACCACCCAAUUUUAAGCCACCAGAACCAAAGCGGUUUGCAGUCAGACCUGACAAGACUUGGGAUAUUGUUGGAGCUUCUCUUGCCUUGAUUUUCCGGUUGGGUACUGGUGUUUUUGUUAAUGGGUAUUCUGUAUCUUUUGUUUCCAAGGAUGAGAUUCCAACUGACCAAUAUUCUAUGGAAGUGGCUGGCUAUAAAGUGAAAGAGACCUCAAGGCUAGGCCCUCGACCAGAAAAGCCUAUUGAGAUCUAUGAGUUUGAAGGCUCCCAGGUUAGAGAAAUUGUCGCAGUGUUGGACCUUGAUGUUCUGUUUUAUCCUUGCCCAAAAAAUGGUCCCACUUUUCGUCCCAAGGUCGCUCAAAUGGGCGGAAAACAACAAUUCCCUUACAUGAAGUUCAGAUCACGUCUCUUGCAAUUUCAAUUUCCUAUUUCACUCUUACCGAAGUUCAUAUCGGAUUUUCCUUCUGCCCUUAGCCUUAAUGGCUUUAAUGUAGAUCCAAAUACAGGAACUGCAAUGUAUGAAUCGGAUGACAUAAUCAAGUAUCUGGUUCAGAAAUAUGGUGAUGGAAGUAUUCCUUUCAUGUUGUCACUGGGUCUUUUAACGACUUUGACUGAAGGCUUUGCCAUGAUUGGUCGUAUGGGAAAGGGGUCAUCUUAUACUCCAUCUAAACUGCCACCCAAACCACUUGAACUAUGGGCAUAUGAGGGUUCCCCGUUCUGCAAAAUUGUUCGAGAAGCACUAGUAGAAUUAGAAUUACCACAUAUUAUUCGAAGCGUUUCACCUGUUGUAUCAGUUUUGCUUAUUGAGUUGCAUCCAUCAAUUGAUUCAAGUUCCUGUCUUAAAAUGUAUGUGUACUACAGACACACGUCUGAUAGUCUUCCAUUGUUUUCUAUUAAUAGUUGUGCUCGAGGCAGUCCAAAACGACAGAUUCUAUACGAGAAGGCUGGGCAUUUUCAGGCGCCUUACAUUGAAGAUCCAAAUACUGGGGUACAGAUGUUUGAAAGCGCAGAAAUUGUGGAAUAUCUAAAAGUAACAUAUGCAAGUUCAUAA